This is a messenger RNA of Mycena indigotica, 1680 nucleotides long. Its product is annotated as PSP domain-containing protein. The record is from RefSeq and is a predicted model, not a curated record. NCBI's taxonomy places the organism in Eukaryota, Fungi, Basidiomycota, Agaricomycetes, Agaricales, Mycenaceae. The transcript has 7 exons. Gene Ontology annotation, cellular component: U2 snRNP; catalytic step 2 spliceosome; precatalytic spliceosome. Gene Ontology annotation, biological process: mRNA splicing, via spliceosome. Bases 1 to 1680 code for a protein of 559 amino acids.
AUGGUCGCUGCAGUCAACGGCCACAGGCCCAAGUCAAAGAAUCAGCUUCGGCGGCUCAAACUCAAGCAACGCAAGGCAGAUGCUGUGGCAACCCAAAAUGACGAUGCCCCUUCAGCCAUGAAUGUGGAUGACGAAUCCGAAGAGGAUAACAAUGUAGAGUACGUCCCAGAGCAGUUGGAUGCCAGCGAAGGCUUUUCCGACGUGUUUGCUCGUUUUCAGCUGCCUACAGAGGCAUCUUCUGGAAAAGAGAACGCACUCGGCAAGGGUGAAAUAAUAUACUCAGACGACGAUAUGGCUUCAGAAGCAGACUCUGAAGACGAGGAGAAGAAGCCUCUUUCGAAGAAGAAAAAACGGAAACUCUCCCGGUUAACCGUCGCAGAACUCAAACGUCUAGUCAAGAAACCAGAAGUUGUUGAGUGGACAGAUGUCACUGCUGCUGACCCCCGGCUCCUACUUCAUCUUAAAUCCUACCGAAACACAAUACCGAUACCAAUACACUGGUCAGCAAAGCGCGACUAUCUGCAGGGAAAGCGUGGUAUCGAAAAACCACCAUUCCAACUCCCCUCCUACAUCGCCGACACGGGAAUCGCUACCAUGCGAGACGCUGUGAAGGAGAAGGAAGCGAAUAUGAGUCUCAAAGCCAAAACGCGAGAGAGGGUGCAGCCAAAGAUGGGUAAAAUCGACAUCGACUACCAAAAGCUCCACGAUGCAUUCUUUAAAUUUCAGACCAAGCCGCCCGUAACGGGAUUCGGCGAAAUGUACUAUGAAGGCAAAGAGUUUGAAACUUCUCUCAAAGAGAAACGACCUGGGGAUCUCUCGCCUGAGCUUGUGGAGGCCUUGUCGAUUCCACCCCUUGCCCCACCUCCAUGGCUCAUCAGCAUGCAGCGCUUCGGUCCACCACCAAGUUAUCCUACGUUGCGUAUCCCUGGUCUCAACGCACCAAUUCCUGAAGGUGCACAAUGGGGCUUCCAUCCCGGAGGUUGGGGUAAACCGCCGCUGGACGAAUAUAACCGACCACUGUACGGAGACGUUUUCGGUGUUCUUCCUAAAGCAACAGACGCUAAUAUGGGAGAGCCCAUUGACAAAUCUGUUUGGGGUGAGCUCGAACCCGAAGAAGAGGAGGAAGAGGAGUCUGAAGAAGAAGGAUCUGAUGUUGACGAAGAAAUGCCUGCUCCAGCUGACGGACUGCAAACGCCAUCUGGAUUGGAAACGCCCUCGGGAAUGACCAGUGUUGUUUCGACUGUUGCUGGUGGACUUGAAACACCAGACUUUUUGGAGUUGCGCAAGGGCAGAGCAGCAUCCGAGGUCCACGACGGACCCCGGUCGCUUUAUCAGGUCGUACCAGAAAAGCAAACAAGUGUGCGUGGACUUAUGGGCAGCGAGCGAGGAUAUGAUGUUAGCGCUGUUGCUGGGGGCUUGCCGGUGCUUGGGGACGACCGAUCUUCUUCUUCAAAGAGGAAGAAUGGCGUUGACGUCUCUAUUGACGCUGCUGAACUGGAAGGCAUGUCUGAAGAGGAACUACGGCGGAAAUACGACGCCCAUUCGCGAGGCUCUGCUGGUGUGCCCGGUUCCAAGGAGGACUUUUCAGAGUUUGUGGCCAAAGAGAUGGCUAGUCGCGGUAAAAAGCAGCAGGCUCAACAGCGCGAUCGGGAGGCAAAAAAGAAAGAGUUCAAAUUUUGA